AUGUGGAUUCUACCGCUCGUCGGCUACGUCGGCAUUGUCUGCGGCUUCACUUUCCUCACCCUCGCUAUCGCAUCGGGUCUUUAUUACCUCUCGGAGCUGGUCGAAGAACAUACCGUCCUUUCGAAACGGAUCUUAACACGACUGAUACAAGUUAUUAUCGUCGUUCAUGUCGGUUUAUUCGCCAUUGACCGGUUCCCGUUUUUACUCACGCUAUUCAGCGGAGCGAGUCAUGGCGUUUAUGCUAUGAAUUUACGACGGUUUCCGAUGGUCGCUUUGACGGACGGCUGGUUUAUUGGAAGCUGCAUCCUGGUAGUAAUAAACCAUAUCCUCUGGUUCCGUCACUUCUCCAAGCCCCCAGAACCUCUCUACGACUACUCCUCCUCCUCUUCAGCCUACAACAGACACAGAAACACUUACGGGUCGGCAGAAUACAAGCCUAUACCGUCGUUCAGUGAGAUUUCGGCGUUCUUUGGGCUAUGUGUGUGGUUGGUUCCUUUUUCAUUGUUCGUUAGCUUGAGUGCAGGAGAGAAUGUCUUACCCAGUUCGGUGGGAGGGGACAGUAGUGCCGGUGUGGUCGGUGGAGAUGGGAAGAAGAAGGGCAGAAAGGGAUUGUUUAAAGGAGGAAUUGAUGGAAUUGGAGAAUGGUUGGUGGAGACCGGACAGGCCUUUGGGAUCGGAGGCGGCGGGCGGAGAAGAAGUGCUUUUGACUGA
Orbilia oligospora ATCC 24927 is the source of this 711-nucleotide messenger RNA. RefSeq lists its product as uncharacterized. The transcript is spliced from 3 exons. NCBI's taxonomy places the organism in Eukaryota, Fungi, Ascomycota, Orbiliomycetes, Orbiliales, Orbiliaceae. Gene Ontology annotation, biological process: endoplasmic reticulum to Golgi vesicle-mediated transport. Gene Ontology annotation, molecular function: COPII receptor activity. Bases 1 to 711 code for a protein of 236 amino acids. The record is from RefSeq and is a predicted model, not a curated record. Gene Ontology annotation, cellular component: Golgi membrane; endoplasmic reticulum membrane; COPII-coated ER to Golgi transport vesicle.